Molecule: messenger RNA, 732 nt
Organism: Fomitopsis serialis
Lineage: Eukaryota; Fungi; Basidiomycota; Agaricomycetes; Polyporales; Fomitopsidaceae
Exons: 7
Coding region: 103-600 (165 amino acids)
Source: RefSeq, a predicted model, not a curated record
GACUGCCAACCAUAUAGGAGAGGUACGCGCAAGGGCAGUCCUAUGUCAGACUCGGACGCCGCGUGUCCAAUUGUACAGUUCCUAUAGCCCACGGAAGCAAGGAUGGUGCCUGAGGCCUUACAUGUGCGCGGGCUCUGGCAGGAUGUCCCCGCGCGGCGACCCAACACUCGACGACGGUCGACGUCCGGAACUUUAUGCCUCGCACGAAACCCCGAGCCGAGGGGUAGCAUGCAUCCCUUGUUUCCGCGGAUACACUGUCCCAAAGGAUACGUACGUAGAUCUUGCCGGCCGCGCGAUCUGCAGCGAGUAUGCGCGGGAGUUACUCAGCUUCACAUGAGCACUACCGUAUCCACCUGCAAAGCUCGAGGCGUGGAACUGCCACCGCGACGGUCCUCCGCGACUCCGAGUCUUCGCUCCUAUGUAACCGGACGAUUAUCCAUCAUGCCGUAUUCUCCGCGAUGGCAGCGGAGCAGGACGUUUCAAUGCAUGCUCUCAGCCUUCCGCCGCAACUUUCGGAGCUCACAUCAGCCCCGGCAGCUGUCGGGCUUGGCCCAACAGUCCUGGCAUGCUGUAGGUACUGGGAAGCAUCCUACCCGGUGAACAGACAAUGGACCUGACGCCGGUGUCCUUGGGCGGAGGAAGGGGAAGUUGCAUAGCUCCGUCCCAUUUCGCCCAAUCGCAUGACAUAAUCAUUCCGUGCCCCGCGCUUCCUGGCAGUGGCCGAACGAAUGC